Molecule: messenger RNA, 2842 nt
Organism: Physcomitrium patens
Lineage: Eukaryota; Viridiplantae; Streptophyta; Bryopsida; Funariales; Funariaceae
Biological process (GO): protein K6-linked ubiquitination
Cellular component (GO): BRCA1-A complex; BRCA1-BARD1 complex
Molecular function (GO): ubiquitin-protein transferase activity; protein binding
Source: RefSeq, a predicted model, not a curated record
GAUGGGACUCACCAGAUGACUCGCUUGGUGGGAAGUGUGUCGCGAGAUUUCUGUGCCAUACUUAGCCGAGGUGGUUAUGUAGCAAGCCUCACUGCAGAUCACCGAGAUCGACCAACGGAUUGGCCUCUGUGAUGAGAUAGAAACACUUGAUCAGGGCGAAUGAAAUCAAGUGGGGUUUUUCGAAGCUCAUCGUAGGUUUGUGUCAUAGAGGUGAAAGCCAGGGGAGAGAUCUGGGGUGGCUCCGUGCUUUGCGUUCCGGAGAUGAGACGAGCUUCCACGUUGAAGGAAGCUCAGCAGCAUUUUUACGGAUCUAGAGAUGCUCGUGUUCACAAAGUAGUUGUUUCAUUUUGUAGCUGAUCAAUCGAUGAUGUUUCCCUUCUGCAUUGUAGCUUCUGAUCCCUAGAUCGCUGGGGCUUUUGAGCACCUUCGCGCAGUUGAGCCGUUGAUCCAGGCGAGCUCCGUCGUAGUGAAUUUUGCUUGUGUUCUGCAGCCUUGAUGGAAAUUAGGAAUCGGCAGAUUUCUUGGUGAGAGAGGAUUGCAAUUUGUCUUCCGGUGGAGUUUAAGGAAGACUUAGUAGCGCUGCAGUUCUCAGAUAAGGUGGCGAGAGGGUCGUCGUUCAGGAAUGUGCCCAGGUUUGCAACGUGGAAGGCCGACUAAGGUUCAAGUGUGACAAGAAGACCGCAACAAUAUGGAGCAGUGAAUUGAGCAGACCUGUGAUGGACACUCUACAGGUGAUUGUCAUACGAGGUGACCGAGUAGCAGAAUUAUCAUUCUCUCCACCAGAAAUAUCAUUGUCCAGUCGAUCGUCUCCCGAUUUUUUGAUGAUAGCCGAAGCUCGCGCACAAUAAAGAUGAGCUGGUGCAUUUCAUCUUAGGUAGGUCUUGCAAGCAGCACGCAGAGCGCUUUCUAGGGUGGAAAUUAGGGUAUGAAGCCCUGGAGAGGACCUUCUGAUUGAUUGCUUAGAAAAGGAAUCCCUUGCACCAUGGACAGGCUUGUAUGCUUAGAUGUGGACGAAGUAAGGAUCCCCUUUGCGCUCGGAAAACGAGUCACAUUCAAGGUCCAAAUCAAGAGCCUGGUCGCUAUCACCCCCGUUGCUUUCAAAGUCCAGACAACAGGUCCGAAGAAGUUUGGCGUGAAGCCGCACAUGGGCAUCCUCAAACCUCUCGGCCACACAACCUUCGACAUCGUAAUGCACCCCCAGUAUGAAGUGCCCGAAGAUUUCCCCGUCUCUCGUGACAAGUUCAUGGUCACCACCAUGAUGAUCCCCCCGGAAGAGCUCCCCCAGAUAUCCCUGGCGACUCUUAGCGACUGGUUCUCUACAAAACGAUACAAGGUCUUCGUCAACGUUAAGAUCCGCGUCAUUUACGUCGGCGGGGAGAUUCUGCGCCUCUCGGCAGCCAAAGGCUCUCGGGAAUCAAUCCAAGACGUUCUCUCGCGAGGCACGAAUGUGAAUUCCAAGGACGAGCAAGGCCGCACGGCGCUCAGCAUCGCAGCAUUAAGGGGAGACCCUCAUAUCGUGCAAGAAUUGCUUGAAGCUGGCGCUGCGGUGGACGGUCCCAGCGGCGCGGGGUUGACGCCACUACAAGAGGCGGCAUUUGCAGGCCACUCCGCGAUCGUAACUCUGUUGUUGAGAGCCAAAGCAGAUAAAGAAAUUCCAUCUCAUCCCCGAGGAUGGACAGCUCUUCAUCUCGCAGCUUCUCGCGGCCGAGUUGGGGUGCUACGGAUUCUUCUCAAAGCGGGGGCUAACGAGAAUGCUCCCGACAUGGACUUCCGUACCCCACUGCACGCCGCGGUAACGGAAGGACACACAAGAGCUGCGCUAAUUCUGCUCCAGCAUGGAGCCGACCUGGAUGUGCAGAGCAUUGAUGGCCGGACGCCAUUGCACUGCGCUGCGCUCCAGGGGCAUCUCUCUGUGAUUGAGCUUCUAAUUGACUGGGGCGCGCAGAAAGAGAUUAAGGACUGCGAGGGGAAGACGCCGUUUGAGCUUGCAGUGGAGAGUGGUCAUACAUACGUGCUGGAUCCCCUCCUUUUAGGCCAAUUCCUUCACAAGGCUGCGAGAGAAGGCAACAUUCAAGCCGUCCAGCGGUGUUUGCUGCAAGGCGCUUUGGUGAACAGCUGCGAUCAGCACGGGUUCACUGCUCUCCACAGAGCGGCUUUCAAAGGUCAUGCGGAUGUGCUGGUAGUGCUCCUUGACCAUGGAGCAGAAGUUAACGCAAGCGAUCGGGAGGGAUACACUGCCCUGCAUUGCGCGGCAAUUUCUGGCCACAUUGACGCUGUCGACGUGCUACUUCAGCAUGGCGCCGAUGUGAACUCUAGGUGUUUAAAGGGCUCUACGCCUUUGCAUGUCUCCUCGGCUAUGAAUUUCGUAGAUGUGGUGUGCUUGUUGCUGGACUACAGCGCGGAUCGCACCAUUCGAGCACUGGAUGGGCGUACCCCUUUCGACAUUGCGGUUGAAUCCCGAAACCAGGAUCUGCUGCCUGUGCUGAAUCUGGACCAGGAAGACGACGACGGAGCCUCGGAGCUUUGCCCUCCGCUUGCGACUAUCUCCCUCAAGGGUAAGGAAAUCCUCAUCUAGUGGAGCGCUUCGGAUGGGGCGUUUCAUGUGGUGCAGAGAGUUUGUAAAUUAGGUUUUGUAGCAAAGAUUUGUGAUGGUUCCUCUGGCAGCGCUGUAGCGGCACCAGUGUAUCUCUGUUGAGAAUGUGGGAGGAGCGUAGGGUGUAGUCACGUAAAGGGUGUUGAAGAUAACUGAUUUGUGUAGGCACAUCGGAUUGAGUACAUAGAAACAAACUUCACUAGCGUGGAGCUUGUCCUGAAGAUUCUGCACAAUUGUGGCUGUUUGAAA